Myxocyprinus asiaticus (Chinese sucker) is the source of this 3019-nucleotide messenger RNA. Its product is annotated as fascin-like. NCBI's taxonomy places the organism in Eukaryota, Metazoa, Chordata, Actinopteri, Cypriniformes, Catostomidae. The transcript has 5 exons. Bases 87 to 1571 code for a protein of 494 amino acids. The record is from RefSeq and is a predicted model, not a curated record. Gene Ontology annotation, molecular function: actin filament binding; protein-macromolecule adaptor activity. Gene Ontology annotation, cellular component: cell projection membrane; growth cone; microvillus. Gene Ontology annotation, biological process: establishment or maintenance of cell polarity; cell migration; actin filament bundle assembly.
UUGGCGCGCCAUCGUGUAUCACUUGUCACACCCAAAACCGCUGGUCACCGAUUCACACCGAACCGUAACACCUAAACAGCUCAACAAUGUCUUCUGAAGGAUUAGGCGAGACUUUGGUGAUUCGUUUCGGCCUUAUAAACGCUAAUAACAAAUACCUCACAGCGGAGACAUUCGGUUUUAAAAUCAACGCCUCUGCGACAUCCAUGAAGAAAAAGCAAGUGUGGACCCUGGAGCAGUCUGGAGAUCACGGAGACUCCAAUGCCGUGUUCAUCAAAAGCCACCUGGGAAGAUACCUCGCCACCGACAAGGAUGGCAACGUGACCGCCGACAGAGAGCAACCAGAUCCGGAUUGUCGAUUCCUAGUGAUCGCUCACGAUGACGGCCGGUGGUCCCUGCAGUCCGAGCCCCACGCGCGCUACCUGGGCGGCACCGAGGACCGGAUCGUGUGCUUUGCGCAAAGCAUCUCUCCUGCGGAGAAAUGGAACGUGCAUCUGGCGGUCCAUCCUCAGGUGAACGUGUACAGCAUCGCGCGAAAGCGGUACGCGCACCUGUGCGCUAAGAGGAACGAACUCGCCGUGGACCGGGACGUGCCAUGGGGUGUUGAUUCGCUGCUCACGCUCGUGUACCUGGAUCACCGCUACCAUCUGCAGACCGCUGACAACCGCUUCCUCACGUGCAGCGGUGCACUGGUAGCCAAACCCGACACCGGCACCGGCUUUACGCUGGAAUUUCGGGCGGGUAAGGUCGCUUUUCGGGAUGCCACUGGCAAGUACAUCGCUCCCACGGGUCCAACCGGGACCUUGAAAUCCGGCAAGAGCGCGCGAGUCGGCAAAGAUGAGCUUUUUGUCCUCGAGCAAAGUCACGGGCAAGUGGUGCUCACUGCAAGCAACGAAAGAAACGUUUCUACUCGCCAGGGGGUGGAUUUAUCAGCCAAUCAGGAUGAGGAGUCAGAUCAGGAGGUGUUUCAGAUGGAGAUGGAUAGAGAGACAAAGCGUUGUGCUUUUCGAUCGUGCAGUGGGAAGUAUUGGAGCCUCACCCCAAAUGGAGCGGUCCAGUGCACCGCCUUCACCAAGUCACCCAGUUGUUUCUUUGACCUUGAGUGGAAAGGGUCAAAAGUUGCAUUGAAGGCCAGUAAUGGUAAAUACCUGGCAGCCAAGAAGAAUGGCCAACUGGCAGCUGCUGUGGACUCUGCAGGCGAGCAAGAGGAGUUUGUGUUGAAGCUCAUCAAUAGGCCAUUGAUAGUGUUGCGUGGUGAACACGGCUUUAUAGGUUGCCGCAAACAAGGAACCGGGACUCUUGAUUCCAACCGCUCAUCCUAUGAUGUCUUUCAAUUAGAGUACAACAAAAAUGCUUACAGCCUCAAAGAUGCAGUGGGAAAGUAUUGGACAGUGGAGGCAGAUGGGUCUGUGGUUAGCAGUAGUGGUGCACCUGUCUUUUUCCACUUUGAGUUUUGUGAUUAUAAUAAAGUGGCCAUUAAGACAAAGGAGGGCAAGUAUCUAAAGGGAGACCAUGCCGGUGUGCUCAAAGCCAGUGGCCAGGGCAUUGCUGAAGCAACACUGUGGGAAUACUGAGAAACAGUGGCACCCACCUUAAUAAAUCUUCACACAUAAACACAAACAAUGUGUGUUCUUUAAACCUGUCCUUAAACAUAGGCAUAAAGCACAAGCUAAUAACAUAUACAUCACACAACAUAAUAAAAUAAUUCUAAAUAAUCUAAUGGCAAAAACACAAUAGAGAGGAAAGAAUAGAGUAGACUUUUUUUUUUUUUUUUUUUUUUUUGCAUAAUUCAUUACAAACAAACAAAUGCACAAAAACCUUAAAGGGGUAGUUCACCCCAAAAUAAAAAUAUGUCAUUAUUUACUCACUUUCAUGUUUUUCCAAACCCAUAUGACUUUCUUUCUCCCUUGAUACACAAAAGAAGAUGUUAGGCAGAAUGUUAGCCCCAGUCACCUUUUACUUUGGAGGAAAAAAAGAUGCAAUAAAAGUGAAUGGUGACUGAGGUUAAUAUUCUGCCUUACAUCUCCUUUUGUGUUCUACAGUAGAAAGAUAGUCAUAAGGGAUUGGAACAACAUCAGGGUGAGGAAAUGAUGACAGAAAUUUCAUUUAUGGGUGUACUAUGCCUUUAAGUAAGAGAAGCACAAAUUGAUAUCAAUUGAUAUAAUCAGACAAACUUGGUAUUCUGCAAUGGAUAUGAUGUGCUUGGUUCAUUUGUCUCAAUGAUUAACAUAUAUAACAUAUUGAUAUGACAAUGAGGUGAAAAGCUGACAUGAAAUCAUGCAAAAAUAGCAACUAAACUAAGCAGUUGAAUUCAGAGGCAUAGGCUUAUGCAGGGUUUCUCUGUUACCUAGUAACCUCAUUUCACUUAUCAUAACAGUGGUUUCUAGGAAAUUCAGUAUAUAAGUGUAGUAUUACAUAAUAGUCAAUAAUUUGCUUAUGCAAAAUGGGUAUACAGACCUGUGUCAUUUGUUGAGCCUUUGGGCAUAAAGUUUGUUCCUGCCCGUGAUCCAAAAAGCAUUUUUAGAGUGAACUGACUUCUGUAAUGAGGCCAGGUUUUAAAUAGCACCAAUGUGGCUCAGAAAAUGUUAGAAAUAUCCCUGUUCACUUUGGAGAGGCUCUAAUUUCCAAAGGAACAAAACUCACACACACGCACAUGAGUGAGUCAAAAGCAAAUCAAGCACACGAUUUGUUUGUCAAAUUGUUAUAUGUGGUGUUUGUGGCCAUGUUUGUUUUCAUGAUUGUAUUCUGCCAAGACUGCAUUGUUUCCACUACAGGAACAACAGUGUUUUUAAUGUAACAAGCUUAAUAUUGAUAUAAUGUUGAUUUGCACAUUUUCGGCUAAAGCUUUUCCAUGUGAAUGUGUUGAAGGAAGAGAUGAUGUGUCUGUGCCUUGCUCAGUGGGAUGAGAUAUCCUAAGGUGUGAAAUUUUUUUUUUUUUUUUUAAACGUCAUUUGUAUUUUAUGAUCUUUAUGUGCCAUUUGCAACUGUACAUCAAGAGAAAAUUAAUUAAUAAAAAGUUGUU